AUGGAUAGCAUGAGUGAGGCAUUUGAUCAAAUGCAAAUGGUCAAGGAUGUUCUGGCCAACAGUGAUAAAGUUUCAGAGGUCCUACAAGAGUCUACUCAUCAGUUCAACCUGCUUACUUCACCCACCUUCCUACCAAAGGUCAAGGAUCAAGGGAAAUUCACUCUCCCUUGCACACUUGGGCAUCUUGAGAUUGACAAUGCCUUAGUGGAUUCUGGAGCAAGCAUCAAUCUGAUCUCUCUCUCCAUGGCAGAGAAGCUAGGCAUGCUGGAGCCUUGCAGCGCCCUACUACUUCAAUCAUGUUUGGAGAUGCAACUUCUAAGUCUCCUCUUGGAGUGUUCAAGAACUAUCACUUGA
Microthlaspi erraticum is the source of this 354-nucleotide messenger RNA. Lineage: Eukaryota; Viridiplantae; Streptophyta; Magnoliopsida; Brassicales; Brassicaceae. The record is from the annotation of a GenBank genome assembly.